This is a messenger RNA of Acanthoscelides obtectus, 2527 nucleotides long. The record is from the annotation of a GenBank genome assembly. NCBI's taxonomy places the organism in Eukaryota, Metazoa, Arthropoda, Insecta, Coleoptera, Chrysomelidae.
AAAAGAAUAAAAAACUUUUACACGCAACUUUACCAGACGUUAGAGUAAAAAUACUUUUGACAACAUUGCUUCACAGGUGUGCGAGCACCGUUGUGCACCGUCACUUAUGUACCGUACCGUCUAUACAUCGUGAGGUUCUCCUGUGUGUCAUUGUUUUGUGUUUAGGUGUUUGUUUUGAAUGUGCCGUUGUAUUUGGUGAUUUAAAAAAGCUUUUUUUAAGACGUACGAGCAACACAGCUUCAGCAGUGAGAGAAAAAUAACCAAAAUGCCAAGUUGCGCUGUUCCUAAUUGUGAUAGUACACGACGUCGAGGCUUUCGCUUUUUCAGGUUUCCAAGUGACAAAACUCGGCGCGAAAAAUGGGUAAAUAACGUGGGCCGAGAAAACUGGGAUCCUACAGAAAGUUCUCGCAUUUGCAAUACACAUUUUGAAUACUCUCAGUUUGAACUACAUCGGCAGGACAACCAUAUGAAAUUGAAACAAAAUGCAGUGCCGACAUUGUUCUAUGUCGAGAUUUCUCCACCCAGAGAAUCAUAUAUGACCAAAGUUGACUCUGAACCUUCUCCAAUUCACAGUCUAAGUGAAAAGAGUGAAACAGCUGAAACUAAAUAUUUGCUAGUAGAAAAUGAGCUGAUCACUACUCCUGGGAAGAAUGAGUAUCUGCAACUGGAAGAAGAGCAGCAGGAUUAUCAGCAAGAGCUAUUGAAUAUGGAUAAACAAAAGAGUUUGUGUCGCCUAUGCCUUACACCCUCUCCAGUGCAACGCUUGAUAAGUAGUGAUGAAUCUAAAAUGUUAGAAGAGAUAGCUUCUAUAGAGCUGUCCAGAAAUGCCCAACUAAAUAAGGCCUGUAUAAAAUGCUUGGUCAAUCUCAAAUUAGCAUUCCAAAUCCAACAGAGGAUCAUAAAGUCUAACAACUGGUUUAUUGAAAAUAUAGAUGCUGAGGUAGUAGGCAGUAAUAGUUGUGAGAUAAUUACCAUAAAACAAGAGAGUCUUGAUGGAGAAGUAAUCCUAGAUUCUGCAAAUAGUAAUACUGAGAUAUCGGGAAGUAGAAUUAAGGAAGAACAUUCUGAUAAGAGGUCUACAAAUGACACAGAUAGUACUGCAGAGAUUUUAGUUUUAAAAACAGAAAAGGAUGUGGUAGAAGAAAAAUCAUUAUUUGCCGAUUUCAAUCUAGGAAAAUGUCCAAUAUGUGGAAAAGACAACUCCACAGUUGAACAUGCUCAGUCACACUUUGAAUCGAUCCAUAAAUGUGAAACAUGUGACACCAGUUUCAAAAAUAUACAAGAAUAUAGUCUACAUAUGACUAAAAAACAUGGAACACAGAAUCAAACGUGUCCACAUUGUGACUUAUGUUUUAAAUAUGAGACAUUGUACAAGAUUCACAUAUCAUUGGCCCAUCAAAAAAAAGUAAAAUUGAAAAGUCAAAUGUCACAAGUGAGAAGUAUUAGUAAGGUUUCAAGAAGACCAUCUCGGAAAAGCAAUUCUUCUGCAAUUCAGUGGGUGCAUUGUAGAUCAAGUAUGGAAACUGAGCCAGCAGGUGGAGAGCUCAGAGGGGAACUCCAUGAUUGUGCUGAAUGUGGAAGAAGUUUCUUUGAUGAACAACAGUAUUUACGCCAUAUUAAGGUACACGAUAAAAUAACAUGCCCAAUUUGCAAGCGAGAAAUCACUCGUUACAAUUACAGCAGGCACUAUGCUCUGCAUGGCCCAGGUAUGCCCCAGUUGGUGUGCGAGAUUUGUGGCAGCGUGUGCAAGAAUAAAGGCAGCCUUAGGACGCACAUUUACUAUACGCAUUCGCAAAGGUCGCUGCCCUGCGAACAUUGCGACAAGGUGUUUAGGAAGAAGUAUGAUCUGGUGAUGCACACUAAAAAGGAACAUACAGGCGAAAGAAAUCACGUGUGCGACAUUUGUGGGAAAAAGUAUUUCACGAGGCACAAACUGAAUAGCCACGUCAAAAUUUUGCAUUUGAAAGAACGCAAGUUUGUCUGUAGGUUCUGCGACAAAUCUUUAAGCAGCAGACAUUCACUGAGAACCCACGAGAGGCAGCAUACGAACGAAAGUCCGUAUAAAUGCGAGAUAUGUGGAGAAGGGUUCAGGCAGAAUGUUUCGUUAAGAUGGCACCGUAAGUCUAAGCAUAACUGCAUAGAAGAGAAAACAGAAGAAUGUAAAGUCUGUGGUAAAAAGUUCGUGAAUAUAUUUGCCGUUAAAAGUCAUAUGAGAAUGCAUGAUCCGUGAAGUCGUUUGUAAAAUGGAAUUAACGUAAUGUGGAAUUAUUUUGUUCUAAUCAUCUAUAUAGAUUAUAUAAUGUUAGAGAAUCAUUUUUAAUAAAGUGAUUUAAUUGAUUUCUAGAGUGUUUUUCGCCAACACUAGUCAGUAAAAGCUUAGGGUCCUGCACAAAGGUCGGACGGUUUUUAAAAAAGCACUGCUGCCAGAUCGAAACAGAAGAAUGUAAAGUCUGUGGUAAAAAGUUCGUGAAUAUAUUUGCCGUUAAAAGUCAUAUGAGGAUGCAUCAUCUACAUAGAUUAUAUAAUG